Molecule: messenger RNA, 693 nt
Organism: Morone saxatilis (striped sea-bass)
Lineage: Eukaryota; Metazoa; Chordata; Actinopteri; Moronidae
Product: 5-hydroxytryptamine receptor 3A-like
Exons: 5
Coding region: 1-693 (230 amino acids)
Biological process (GO): nervous system process; signal transduction; chemical synaptic transmission
Cellular component (GO): membrane; neuron projection; synapse
Molecular function (GO): transmembrane signaling receptor activity; neurotransmitter receptor activity; extracellular ligand-gated monoatomic ion channel activity
Source: RefSeq, a predicted model, not a curated record
AUGUGUCUUGAUGUCUUUGCAGUAGAUGGGGAGUCCUCUGAGCGUAACUGCAGUUAUCAGGAUCUUUUAAACCACCUGAACUUGACCAAAAACAAAGAACUGUUCUCAAUGAUCCGGCCUGUUAAACACUAUAAGACGCCCACGAUGGUAACCUUGGAUGUACUUCUCUAUGCCAUUCUAGAUGUGAACGAGAAGGACCAGCAACUGGUUCCUUACAUUUGGCUUGAUAUGUGGUGGAAUAAUGAAUUCAUUUCCUGGGAGCCACAGGAAUUCUGUGGCAUUGAAAAGGUUUCUCUUCCUGCUGACUUGUUUUGGAAACCAGAUAUAACUAUUGAAGAGAUGACAGAGAAAGAUAAAGCUCCACCGAGUCCUUAUCUCGUUGUUACAAACAAUGGUACUAUUGAAAUGACGAAUGACCAGGUGAUCAUCAGCACCUGCAGGAUGCACGUUUACAAAUUCCCCUUCGACAUCCAGAGCUGCAACCUCUCCUUCAAGUCUGUCGUACACUCUGAUGAGGAAAUACUGCUUGAACAACAUCAAAACAGUUCAAAGAUCACAGAGUCUACUAAAAAGUUGAUGCGGACCCAGUACGAGUGGCUGUUCAUGAACAUGAAAGUCGAUAAAAAGAUUGACAACAAUUUUAACUUCUCCCAGAGCACGGUUAUUUACACUGUAAGUAUUUCUGACACAUAG